AUGAGGCUCUUAGAGAUUAGCUUCAGCUCGAAUAACAAGCUUGAUUCCGAUAGAAAAUUUCAACUUGCCCAAGAACUAGGGUUGCCACCUAGGCAAAUCGCAAUAUGGUAUCAAAACAAGCGAGCACGAUGGAAAAGUCAAAGCCUUGAGGUUGACUAUAAGACCUUGCAACAAAGACUAGAUAAUGCCCUUGAGGAUAAUGAGAAGUUGAAAUUGGAAGUUGAGAGGCUAAGAAAAGAGCUAAACAAAAAUCAAGAAGUGUUGUUGGGAUUCAACACCACAACUACUAAUAAUUAUUCAUCAAUUUCAAGUUCUUGUGAUGAAGUUGGGAGUACUUCAUGUUUGCAACUUCAUGAUCAAUCCAAGCAUAAUCAUCUUGAUAAGGAUUUUUAUGCUUGUUUAAUUGGUGAUGAAGGUCACUUUGGGACACAUGAUGGGCAUAAUUUCUUUGCUUCAUCUUUGUCUUGA
Solanum lycopersicum (tomato) is the source of this 468-nucleotide messenger RNA. RefSeq names its product homeobox-leucine zipper protein ATHB-52. Gene Ontology annotation, biological process: positive regulation of DNA-templated transcription. The record is from RefSeq and is a predicted model, not a curated record. Gene Ontology annotation, molecular function: DNA-binding transcription factor activity, RNA polymerase II-specific; sequence-specific DNA binding. Gene Ontology annotation, cellular component: nucleus. NCBI's taxonomy places the organism in Eukaryota, Viridiplantae, Streptophyta, Magnoliopsida, Solanales, Solanaceae.